UCUGCCACUGUUGCUCACUUUCAGUUUGGCCUUUUUCAUCCCAGCUCUACUACCAGGUUUUAAACUUUGCCAUGAUUGUGUCCUCGGCGCUCAUGAUCUGGAAAGGCCUGAUCGUCCUCACGGGCAGCGAGAGCCCCAUCGUGGUGGUGCUGAGUGGCAGCAUGGAGCCAGCCUUUCACAGGGGCGACCUUCUGUUCCUAACAAAUUUCCGGGAAGACCCGAUUAGAGCUGGUGAAAUCGUUGUUUUUAAAGUGGAAGGACGAGACAUUCCAAUAGUUCACAGAGUAAUCAAAGUUCAUGAAAAAGAUAAUGGAGACAUCAAAUUCCUGACUAAAGGAGAUAAUAAUGAAGUCGACGACAGGGGGUUGUACAAAGAGGGCCAAAACUGGCUCGAAAAGAAGGACGUGGUGGGAAGAGCCAGAGGGUUUUUACCAUAUGUUGGUAUGGUCACCAUAAUCAUGAAUGACUAUCCAAAAUUCAAGUAUGCGCUUUUGGCGGUAAUGGGUGCAUACGUGUUACUAAAACGUGAAUCCUAAAAUGAAAAGCAGUUCCUGGGACCAGAUGGAAACAAAUUCUGUUGAAAGAGAGGAAAACUAAUAUAUUUGAAAUGUUCCACUUUCUGUAUAAAAGGAAACAAUGUGAGACGUUUUUGUCUUGUUCGAAUAAAUGAUUCAUCAGUAAAGA
Molecule: messenger RNA, 684 nt
Organism: Vicugna pacos (alpaca)
Lineage: Eukaryota; Metazoa; Chordata; Mammalia; Artiodactyla; Camelidae
Source: RefSeq, a predicted model, not a curated record